UUUAACAUCUCUUAAAAUGAAUAUUACUAUCUUUAUUAACAAGUACUUGUUACUUUUUGCUAGUCGUCGUCAUGUUUUGGCCGCGUUUGUUUGGUACGCUGUGUUUCCUAUGGUGCGUAUCAUUUGCUGGGAUGAAGCAUUGCGCUUUUGCAGUUUUAGGCAGCCGACCAUGGUUUUGAGUGUCUGUAUAUGUAGCCUAGUCAAUGGCCGCUGGAGUGCGCAAUUAUCUCAGAUGAUUAAAUUCACCUUUCUAAUCCAAUUCUGUUGUGAUUUGGAGAACCGAAAUAGCAUCGUAUCCACAAUUAGAAGAUCCGAGAUAAGUCCUCUAAUCUUGGAUGUGUUACGCGACAUACGAAAAACACCCUCUUGGAGAACCCUGGCUAACGCAAUCAUAAGAACUCGGUUAUUGUGUCCUCCUUUGAAGUAGUUAUUUUAUGUUUUUUUUUGAUAAUUGGAGAGUUUUUUUCAUUAGUUUUUCCCCCUUUGAAAUAUAAUGGUUUCAUGUUCCGCUUAUACUAAUGGAGUUUCUUUACAUGAAGUCAUUGUAAUAAAUAAAGAACAAAUCUAAAGUCCAUAUAUAAAUUGCAACGCGUGAACAGCGGAGUAUUUCUGCUUAUACUGACCCAUGCAAAGACAUUGCGGCGGUAAUUACUUAUUUCAUUCGGUUAAAUACAGUAGUUCGAACUAAAUAAAUUUAGCGUUUUCCGACACCAGGUGAUUGUAAUUGUAUAGUAAAUUGAGAUGCACCUGUGUCAGAUAUUAAUAGGUUUUUUGUGAUGUGUUUGGAAAUACUUAAUGGCGAUAGGUUGGUUAGGGACAUUGGUUGUCUAGUCUUUGGCUUAUGGUGGUGUGAAUAUGUUGCUGUUUUGCACAGUAGCAUGUUGUUUUAUUCUCUUUUUAUGUGCACCCCAGUUGGUUGAGGCCAGAGUAGGUGUGUAUGGCAGUGGUAGUCCAAAUCACAGUGACCUUUCCAUGGAGCAGCAGCUCUUAGAGAAAGUGCCAGCAGUUGAGGUGCUCAGGCCAGGAUCAUGGGACAAUGAGACUAAUGGCACCCUGCCCAGAUUGUGGUCCUAUCACUUUCUUCCUGUGUUUCUGCAAGCAGAGGCUCCUCUUUUAGAUGUAGAGCUCCUCAGGCCUGUUGUUGGCAGAAGACCUAUACCUAGCAGUAUAACACGUCUUCUGGUUCCUCCAUUUAAUUUGUGGCAUGGUUCAAUGGCUCCUGUCCAGAACCCAAAAGGAGUAGAGGUGUGGUGUGGUUCCAACAAGCUCUCAGUGCGUGUGAAUAAGCAAUUGCUAGGCUUUAGGUCUGUGUCAUCCAUGAUAUACCUGGGAACUUGUGGUGUUACUCAAUCUACUAAAAACUACCAUUACUUCCAAUACAGCCUUAAUCAGUGUGGAACUAAGCGAAUGACAAUGAAUGGGCACCUGGUGUAUUCAAACAUGCUCCGUUAUAGCCCUGAAGUUGAUGGACCAGUUAUGAGAGCUCAGCCACUUUCACUGUCCAUACAGUGCCACUACAACAGGUUUCACUACACUUACAAGGUUGGUUACUUACCUGAGGUAAACAAAAGCACCCUCUUCAAGAGUCUUAAGAGCAAGCGUACAUUUAAGCUCAUUGCUUACAAUGCACGUUGGGAGAGUCCUCUGGCAAAUGAAGGAUUUGUACUUGGUGAACCUAUAUACUUUGAGGCCAGCACAAAUUUUAUAGCCAAAAAUGAGCAAGUGUUUGUAAACUCUUGUUAUGCUUCACCGUCAAAGAAACCGGCAUCUAUGCCUCGGGUGGAUGUUAUUAAGAAUUUUGGGUGCAUGGUGGACAGCAAGAGGAGGAGGAGUCGGUCCAAGUUUCUUUCUUACAAAAUGAAUGUCCUACGAUUCACAAUCGAUGCAUUUGCUUUUCCAAAUAUUUCUGCAAAGCAUCUCUACCUGCAUUGUUCAAUUGCUGUUGGGAAGAGAGCUGUGACUCAAAGUGCUAAGUCAUGCAACUUCAACAGGAAAUCCAAAAGCUGGGAGGAGCUGCAUGGGCCAUCCUCUGUGUGUUCCUGCUGUGAUUAUGUGUGUGGUGGAGAAUUUAGAAUUGACACUGUGGCCCCAUCUAUAAAUACUAUGAUCACUAAUGGGCCAUGGAUGAUCUCCAGACAAGGCCAUGAUAUAGUGGUGUUCCCUGUAAAUGAGGACAAUACUGUGGAAGCCAAGAAGGUGCCACUACUGAAAGAUCUUUCAAAGAAGACUUGGGAAGAUCCUCUAGAGAAGUUGGUGGGAGAGCCUUCUAUGUGGCAGGAGAAAUAAGAAGAUGAAAUAACUAGUUCCUGGAAGUAGCUGGCAAAUAUUGGGGAUGGUAUUCCAUUAAAUAAAAAGGACCAUCCCACCCUGGACUCCUAUGAGGAACAUUUUCAAUUCAUUAAAGUUACUAUUUCCCUCUACUCAUUGGCUUCUUAAACAUCAAUCCAUCUUCAUAGAGCCAAGACUUUCUUAGUCUCAGCCUCAGACUGGGGAGAAAUCAAGUUUUGAGUAUGUUAGUUUCUGAAUUGAUGAUCUUGUAGCUCUAAUCAGUUGAACUAUCCCUAUGGACCGUGUGUACUCUCUCUCCUGCUACUGUUGCUUAAUGGGACUUUGCAAUAGCACCUCUGUUAAAUUAGGUUAAAGCCUAGGGAAUUUAUUUUGGGUGCCUGUACUGAAAUGUUUGACUUAUUACACAAGAAAAUAACUAAAAAUCCUAUGGACAGGCAGGUUUAUAGAGGACACAGUCAAUGGGUGUCCUCUAUACGGUAUACCUGCCUGUCCAUUGACUGUGUUCUCAUUUUAAACUAGGUGUCUUCCUCUUCUCUCCCCCCCGCCCCCCACCCAUAACCCAGCUGAGGUUAGCCUGAAAUGAAUACUCUGAAAGGUGGUAAAAUAGCGGAAAGAAUUGCCUCCUUGAUUUAAACCGAAUGGUACACUGCUAUUGAAAACUCAUGCAAUAAUAGUUGGAUUGAAUUAUAAUAAAACAUCAUUUUCCAUGC
Molecule: messenger RNA, 2999 nt
Organism: Paramormyrops kingsleyae
Lineage: Eukaryota; Metazoa; Chordata; Actinopteri; Osteoglossiformes; Mormyridae
Product: zona pellucida sperm-binding protein 3-like
Biological process (GO): egg coat formation; positive regulation of acrosome reaction; binding of sperm to zona pellucida
Cellular component (GO): extracellular matrix
Molecular function (GO): acrosin binding
Source: RefSeq, a predicted model, not a curated record